GCGGCCCACUUACUCUGGGCGCCACCCGGGCCGGCGGGCCGCGGCCAUGGCUGGCGCGAAUCCCUGGGACCCCGUCUCGGAGACAAACGCAGCCGGGAUGCUGCUGAGCCAUUUCAGAGCUUCGGGGACGGUCACUCAGGAGAUGUUAGAUAUAGCUAAGAAGCCAGUUUCUUGCUUUGAGAACUUCUACAGACAACAGCAAAUUGCAGAUAUUAGAGCUGAAAUUGACCACAAAGACCUAGAAAUUGAACUACUCAGACUAGAAAAAGAUUCCAUAGAUGUUGUUCAUCCUUCCUUUCUAGAUCAGAAGUGUCAGAGUUUGCAAAGCAUGAAUAAUCAUCUGGAAGCAAUUCUGAAAGAGAAGCGGUCUCUUAGGCAAAGACUGUUGAAACCCAUGUGUCAGGAAAACUUGCCUAUUGAAGCUGUUUAUCACAGAUACAUGGUCCAUUUGUUGGAGUUGGCAGUGACUUUCAUUGAGAGAUUAGAAUCCAAUCUUGAAACUAUUAGAAAUAUCCCUCAUUUAGAUGAAAAUCUAAAGAAAAUGAGCAAAUCUUUGGCAAAAACGAAUAUUUUGGUGACUAAGACAGAAGAACUGGCAGAGAAUAUACUUAAAUGGCGAGAACAACAAAAGGAAAUUUCUUCUUGUAUUCCCAACAUAUUCACUAAAGAAAGUCACCAUCAUAAAUGUAUUACAAUGUCUUCUUUACCAUUUACUUCUGAAGUUCUUUUCCAAAAUAUUCAUGUCAAGUGAUCAUCAGCUAUUUAUUUUUGCUUAAUUAUACGUAAUCAUAUGAAAUGCAUUUCUAGUCAAUUAUAAUAAGUGAGUUGGUUUUGCUUUCUGCCAACAAUACUGAAUGUUGCCUCUUUAUGUUGAAAUACUAUGAUUCCAUGUUUAUUAAGACAAAAAUGAGUUUUCCUUUAUUUUUCAUGUAUUUCCAUUCCACUUUUCUUUUCGCAGAGAGGUGGGAGUUGGGGCCAUGUCCAGCAGGGCAUAAUUAUGGUUUACUCUUGGAAGUGCAUGGGGACUGUAUUUGGUGCUAGGGAUUGAACUGGGGUUGUCUGCAUGCAAGGCAAGAACCUAAACCCCUGGAUUAUUUCUUUGGCUCUCAUUCCACUUUUCAGUGAAUCCAGUGGGGAUCUAAUAUAACUUUGCACCAGAGUUAUACUGCUCAGUAGUAGAGCAAUUGUCUUGCAUGUAUAAGGCCCAUGUUCAAUCCCCAGCACUGCUCAGUGUACAUAGAUACUUGUCACGGUCACGGUCCUCCCGUUGUUCAUCAAUUUGCUCGAGCGGGCCCAGUAACGUCUCCAUCAUGAGACUUGUUGUUACUGUGUUUGGCAUAUCGAAUACGUCAUGGGUAGCUUGCCGGGCCCUCCGAGAGGGGCGGAGGAAUCGAACUCGGGUCAGCCAUGUUGGCCGCUUGUAAGGCAAAUGCCCUACCGGUGUACUAUCGCUCCAGCCCAUAGAUACUUGUAUAUAUGUGUAUAUACAUAA
Messenger RNA from Sorex fumeus (smoky shrew), 1492 nucleotides. RefSeq names its product HAUS augmin like complex subunit 2 (gene HAUS2). The record is from RefSeq and is a predicted model, not a curated record. NCBI's taxonomy places the organism in Eukaryota, Metazoa, Chordata, Mammalia, Eulipotyphla, Soricidae. Gene Ontology annotation, cellular component: HAUS complex; mitotic spindle microtubule; centrosome. The transcript is spliced from 6 exons. The coding region runs from base 47 to 751 and encodes 234 amino acids. Gene Ontology annotation, biological process: centrosome cycle; spindle assembly; microtubule nucleation.